AUGGUUAACGAUUGGUAUCCAGAGGAAGAUGAAUACAUCCGUUAUGGAGGUUGUCAAGGUGAAGAUACUGAUGAAGAAUCAGCUCGCAAGAAUGAGGAACGCGAACGCAAGAAGGCUGAAGUCAGAAAACGUCUUGAAGAAGCCGGAAACAAGAAAAAAUCAAAAAAAGGUUUUUUGACUCCAGAAAGAAAGAAGAAACUCCGUAAAUUGCUUAUGAUGAAAGCUGCUGAAGACCUUAAACAACAACAAUUGUUAAAGGAACAAGAGAGACAAAAAAUUCUUUCUGAACGUACUAUGCCACUUCCAGCUAUUGAUGGAGUUGAGGAUCAUGCUAAACUUGAAAAAAUUUACAAUGACAUCUUUGCUCGUCUUGUUGAAUUAGAAGAACAAAAGUAUGAUAUUAAUCAACUUGUUCUUGCUAAAGAUCAAGAGAUUAAUGAACUUACAAUUGCUGUAAAUGAUCUUCGUGGUAAAUUUGUUAAGCCUGUUUUAAAGAAAGUUUCUAAAUAUGACAAUAAAUUUAAAAAAAUGGCAGAAACUAAGAAAGAAGAUAAACAAGAUUUCCGUGCUAAUCUUAAAGUUGUUAAAAAGGAAACAGUUAUCGAUGAUUUGGUUGCUAAAAAGAAGUUUGAUAAACCAGAUUGGUCAAAGAAAGGUGGAGCUGAUGGAGAAGCUAAAGAAGAGAAAGCUCCAAAAGAAGAAACUCAAGCUGUUGAAGAAGAAACUCCACAAGCUGAAGAUGUUGUUGAAGAAGUUGAAGAAGCUGAGGAAGAAGAAGAAGAAGAGGAAGAGGAAUAG
This is a messenger RNA of Strongyloides ratti, 798 nucleotides long. Its product is annotated as Troponin I. Lineage: Eukaryota; Metazoa; Nematoda; Chromadorea; Rhabditida; Strongyloididae. Gene Ontology annotation, biological process: muscle contraction. Gene Ontology annotation, cellular component: troponin complex. The record is from RefSeq and is a predicted model, not a curated record. The transcript is spliced from 3 exons. The coding region runs from base 1 to 798 and encodes 265 amino acids.